AUGAAAGUAACAUACACAUUAAUAGCAAUAGUUCUAGUAGUUUUAGGUUUAGUAAGUGCAACAGACUGCAAUAAAAAAUCCAGAAGUCGUUCACCAUCACCCAGAUGUGACGCACACUGCCCACCAGGCUUUACCAAGAAUGCAAAUGGAGAGUGUGUUAAAAAUGAUGACUGCCAAAACCCGAAUUGCAAAAACUGCCCACCAGGCUUUACCAAGAAUGAAAAUGGAGAGUGUGUUAGAAAUGAUGACUGCGAAGACCCAAAUGCUUGCAAACACUGCCCACCAGGCUUUACCAAGAAUGCAAAUGGAGAGUGUGUUCGUAAAUCGCGUGCUUGCCGCUAG
This is a messenger RNA of Nematocida parisii ERTm1, 342 nucleotides long. RefSeq lists its product as uncharacterized. Bases 1 to 342 code for a protein of 113 amino acids. The transcript has a single exon. The record is from RefSeq and is a predicted model, not a curated record. Lineage: Eukaryota; Fungi; Microsporidia.